This is a messenger RNA of Polychytrium aggregatum, 513 nucleotides long. RefSeq lists its product as uncharacterized. The record is from RefSeq and is a predicted model, not a curated record. The transcript has a single exon. NCBI's taxonomy places the organism in Eukaryota, Fungi, Chytridiomycota, Chytridiomycetes, Polychytriales. Bases 1 to 513 code for a protein of 170 amino acids.
AUGAAGAUUGUUACGUUCCAGGAUCGCAUCAAGCUGGCGCAGGACGUGAUAUACAGCGUCGCGGCGCUUCCCAAGGACCACCAUUACAUGCAGGGCAGCGGCAUGGACCUGGCCAACAUCGCGCGGGAGGAAGCGGCGAUGGAGGAAACCUUCACAAACAUCAAUCAAGAGACGAUAAAGAAAAUCAUCGACCCGCUCACGCUGCGAUUUCGCUCGCGACGCAUCGAGGAGCACUACGAAAGCACCAUGCUUGCUCCCAACCGACUCGUGAAGCUGCAAUUGGGGACGCCACAGAUCUUUUUCUUCUACUGUCUUGUGGUGUAUCCGUAUCUGAUCUUCAUGAACGGCCUAAACAUCACUAUGGACUAUCGGUUUUACACCUGGAUGAUCCUGGUGGCAAUCUUGACCAUGUGGAUGACCAUUGCACACUACGACCAGGGAAUCCUCUUUGCGCGCUUGUGGUACGCCACAACGGGCUCCAGGAUGUUUACACGGAUGCUUUUGGUAAGCUAG